AUGAGAAAAAGCAGCAUCAUCCUGCAGCGGCGGACCGGCAAGAUCUGGGAGGAGAUUCCGGAUCACUGGGCGAGCACCAUCAACUCUCCCGACAAGGCGCAAGACCCGGCGGCGACGGGGCCGCAGUACCUCACCCGCGUCCAGGUCCCGAUCGUCCUCACGUCCAUCACCUUGGCCGCGUUCCUGCUGCUCCUCGACUCGACCAUCGUCUCGACCGCCGUUCCGAGCAUCACAUCCGAGUUUCACUCGCUAAAGGACGUCGGGUGGUAUGGCGCCGCCUACCAGCUGUCGAGUGCCGCUCUCCAGCCGCUCGUGGGCAAGCUCUUCACGCUCUUCAACAUCAAGGUCGUCUACCUCUCCUUCUUCUUCGUCUUCGAGGUCGGCUCCGUGGUGUGCGCCGUCGCCAACGCGUCCUUGAUCCUCAUUGUCGGGAGAGUCAUUGCCGGCCUCGGGGUUGCGGGCAUGUACACCGGCGGCAUGAUCAUUGUCGGCUCGUGUAUUAAGCCUGAGUCACGAGCGCUCUGCACCGGGAUCAUGAUGGGAUUUGGACAGCUCGGCCUCGUCAGUGGCCCAAUCAUCGGCGGCGUCCUCACCGAGAGGCUCUCCUGGCGAUGGUGCUUCUACAUCAACCUCCCGCUCGGGGCCCUCAUCUUCGCCGGCACCGCCUUCGUCAAGCUCACCAACCCCUCGCCGCUCAAGCCCGUGCGCUCCAUCCUCCCGACGCUGCACCGCACGCUCGACCUCGUGGGCUUCGCGCUCAUCGCCCCCGCCGUCACCCUCCUGCUCGUCGCGCUGGAAUGGGGCGGCGCCGGCGACUACGCAUGGGGCUCGACCGUCCUCAUCGGCCUCUUCUGGACGGCGGGUGUCCUGGGCGCCGCCUUUGCCGGCUGGAUCUGCUACAUGGGCGACGCGGCGCUCAUCCCGCCGCGGCUGUUCCUCAACCGCAUCGUCGUGGCCUGCUGCGGCGUUACAUUGUCCGUCAUGGGCGCCAGCUUCGUCUCCACGUACUGGCUUCCCAUCUACUUCCAGACAAUCAAGGGGGAUAGCCCGAUAUGGAGCGGCGUGCACCUGUUGCCCAAUGUCAUCCCGUCUCUGGUCGUGAGCAUCAUCGUGGGGGCCCUAGUUGGCAAGGUCGGCUACUACCUCCCCUUCGCCGCGGCGGGUGGCGCCAUCAUCGCCCUCGCCGGGGCUCUCUUCACGACACUCACGCCGUCCUCCGACGUGGUCGCCUGGGCGGGCUACCAGGUCGCCCUGGGAGUCGGGCGCGGCCUCGCCGUGCAGGCGGGCUACCUCGGAAUGUCGCACGCCGUGCCGGCCGAGACGCUACCGCUGGCCGUAUCGCUCAUGAUCUUCUCGCCGUACCUCGUCGGGUCCGUGCUGCUGACCCUCGCGCAAGUCGUCUUCACGACCACGUUCCGCGCGGAGCUGCCGCGCCGGGUGCCCGGCGUCGACGUCGACGCCAUCCUCAACGCCGGGGCGUCGGGCGUGCGCAAGGCCGGGGUCCCGCUCGACAAGCUCGCCGACGUGGUUGGCGCCUACUCGGCGAGCGUGACAAAGGUCUUCUACCUGACUGCAGUGAUGGGCGUGCUCCUGUUCGUCGCGGCUCUCUUCUCGGGAUGGGUCGACACGCGGAAGAAGGACCUGCCGCCACCGCCGCCGCCGGUGCCGGCACAGGAGACAGACUAUGGAUCGGAUACGGAGCUUGAGGACAACCUCACUUGGAGCGACAAGCUCGACGAGAUGUUUCCGCGCCGGGCCUCAGGAUCAACGGCCUGGUAG
Molecule: messenger RNA, 1779 nt
Organism: Purpureocillium lilacinum
Lineage: Eukaryota; Fungi; Ascomycota; Sordariomycetes; Hypocreales; Ophiocordycipitaceae
Biological process (GO): transmembrane transport
Cellular component (GO): plasma membrane
Molecular function (GO): transmembrane transporter activity
Source: RefSeq, a predicted model, not a curated record